Messenger RNA from Cyclocybe aegerita, 1344 nucleotides. Lineage: Eukaryota; Fungi; Basidiomycota; Agaricomycetes; Agaricales; Hemipholiotaceae. The record is from the annotation of a GenBank genome assembly.
AUGGUGGAUUGCUCUGUUGUUUUGCUAUGCGAAUUUAGGUGGUGGCUGUGCUCAGUGAUUGCCUCCGAAAUCCACGCUAUCCUCUCCCACCACACACGGCGUACGAUGUCGGCCGUUCGCAAACAAGCUCCACGUCUAGCACGACCAGCUGCGCGCUACUGGAAAGGCAAGGCACCCAAAGGCGUCACCGAAGUCGACUCGGAUUCCGAUGCUGAGGACGCCGGCUUGCAGGAAGAGUUUCCUCCAGAGCAGGAUGAGUCGGAGGAGGAGAUUGGCGAGUUUGGGAUCAAGCAGGAGGAGGUGGUGGUGGUGAAGCCGAAAGUGCUGAAUAUCGCAUUGAAGGAUGUUAGUGUGUCGAAGGACGGCAAGGUUAUUGUGGCUGGACGAGAGGAGUCUGGGCGGACGGCGAUGGAGCAGGAGGACGAAGGCUUGUUUAUCUCAUUUACGUGUGGCUGCGAUGCUUAUUCUCUUGUUGGCGAACAGAAACGUCGGAGGAAGAGGAGGAAUCAGAAGAAGAGACUAAGCCCAAGAUUGCUGGCGCUGUCAAGGAAGAAGAGGAGCGAAUACGAAUCUGAUUCUGAGGAGGAAGAGAAGGUGGAAUUCCGGCCCGUGUUUGUACCAAAGCGUGCACGCGUAACGAUAGCUGAGAAGGAGGCUAUUGCUCAGGACACGGAAGAGGCUCUGCGGAAGAAAGAGCUGGAAGCUGAAGAGCGGAAAAGGCAAAGCCACGACCUGGUUGCUGAAACAAUCCGCAGAGAAUUGGCAGAGAGGGAGAAGGAAGAGGAGAUUCCAGACGUUGACGAUACAGAUGGGUUGGAUCCUGCUGGCGAGUUUGAGGCAUGGCGGUUACGAGAGCUCGGACGAAUAAAGAAGGAGAAGGAAGAGCAGCUGGCACGCGAGAAGGAAAGAGAGGAGAUCGAGCGACGAAGAGCCUUGCCGGAGGAGCAGCGCCUGAAGGAGGACUUGGAGCGUGCGCAGAAACUUAGGGAAGAGAAACCCAAGGGCCAACAGAAGUUCCUGCAAAAGUACUGGCACAAAGGAGCAUUCCAUCAGGACGAGGAAAUCCUCAAGCGGCACGAUUUCACGGAAGCCACAGAAUCUACAUUGGACGUUUCGUCGCUUCCAAAGGUCAUGCAAGUGAAAAACUUUGGAAAACGGAGUCGAACAAAGUACACGCAUUUGGUAGACCAAGACACGACAAGCGGGACGGGUGGGUUUGGCGGUGUCGCGCCUGUUCGUUCGGGAGGAACUGGGUUGGAAGCAGGGGGUUGCUUCCUAUGUGGUGGGCCUCAUCUCAAGAAAGGUAACGCUCUCGAGGCCUGUCGCUUCCCUUGUGAUUCCUGA